GGGCAUCUCGGCUGUGUCUGGAGGUCUCCGAGAGUGGUGUGCGCACUUCCGGACCUCAGGCUGGGCUCGCGGUGGUCAGCACCUUGGACCUGGCUGGUCCUGAGGUCCCCGCCGCAUCUGGGACUGGCUAUUCCCUCCGCCUGAGCGCCAAGCCUCGUUGGAGCCCACGGUCCGCAGGGGGCUUGGUGCGGUGGACCCAGUGACAGCCGUGGCCCUGGUCCCUGAACUCCGCUGGUGCGGCCCGGCCUCCCGUGGCUGAGGAGGGACUGUUGAGGAAGGAAGCCCCUCCUGUCCGACCUACCCACACUCCUUCGGACCCCACGUUGCAGCCAACGGUGUUCGUAGCGUCUUGGCAAAGACUAAGCAUCAGGCUGGGACCGGGUGGCUCAGUCUGCACAUUCCAGCUCCUUUCUACCCCCAGACCGCCUGGAAGCAGGAGCUGAGCCUCCGCCCCACGACGAAAGAAAAUGCGCGUGAGAGCGGUGUUCAGAGCCGCGCAGCUCUCUAGAGGCCGAGCCAGCUCUAGCGCCCAGGGCUCCCGUCCGCCAGGCGGCGGCUUCCUCCCGUGCGCCCGCCUCGGGUCAUCGCUAAAACCCGCCCCUUCCCACCUUCCACCCCUUCAGACCCUCCCACGGAUUUCCUCUCCUCCAGGGGAAGGACUCUGAUAGGCGGUCAUGGAGAGAACACCCAGAACAUACGUAAGAUCAACCUCGUGUGUGUUCAGGAGAGAGAUAGGUGUGGGGUCCAGUUGACGCUUCCAGCCACAGUAAAUUUGCUCCUGAACCUUCGUGUUCCUGUUCCCUGGCAAAAUGAGGAAAGGAGGAGAGGGCUCAGGAGAAGCCAUCAGAUCUUGCCCCAUACUUGGUAAGUGGCAGAGCCAGACCGAGACUGCUUCCCGGGCAGAAGUCAGCACAGAUGAGCCAGGGCGGCUGUGAUGAGGAGUGACAGCGGACAGACCGCCGGUGCGGGAGGAGGCGCGUACGGAGCCCCACAGGUCCGGGGAGGGGCCGGAGGGCCAUGGCUCCUCGCCCCCCGCCCGCCCUAGCUGAACUCCAUUUAAUGGACUCUGCCUUCAGGAACCCAUUUUUAUAUUUUCCUGGGAGUGGUCCUCCAUGCUUGCCAGGGGCAGGCCUGGUGACGAGCUUCAGGUUAGAAGCUUAGUAGACAACAAAUGUUUUAAAAGUAACGUUUAUAUACGAAGUGCCUGUUAGUCAUAGAAAAAGUUAGGAAAUUCAUCUAAGGACAAAGAAAGUAUUUUAUAAAGUGGUCGUGACCCAACUGCCCAGAGCUAACCACUAGUGUUUUUGUCUUACAUCACUUCAGAGAUUGUUCUGCGUGAACAUGUCUGUGUGUGCAUGCAUCUGUGUGUGUGGGAUCCAAUAGUUUCCGGCCACCUUUUUUUUUUUCAGUGAUGAGUACGCUGUUGCUAAAAUAGUUUUCCAUGAUUUUAUUUUCAUAAGUUACAUAGCGGGUUCAUUUCCCUUUGGAGGUAGUGUGUUUACUCAUCCUUCUUCAUUGGUUGUUAUUUUCUCUUUUAUUUCGGACUUUUAACAAAAUGUAAUACGUAUCUUGGCACCUAACUCUUCGCCUAAACUCGUGACUGUUUCUUCAGAAUAAAUUCCUAUGAAUUUCUGGGGAGCGAGGGGAGGGGUUAGUAAAUGGCUCACUGAUGACUGAAACACAGAUACAUAUGUGGAUUAAGUAGAAAAGUCGAGAGUGGACCCCCACAAGGUGGCGUCCCUCAUCACACGCCAAGGCGAGGGCAUUGUGUGGUGGCGGGGUCCUUGGGGGGAAGCCUGUCCUCCCCCUGUUCCUGCAGUGAGCUUGGCCUCUCACGUGCUCUCCUGUCCCCACCCCGUCUCUGCUUCCACAGGUGUCUGCUUUUCGCGGCCCAUCAGGGAAGGACCAUGUACCCGCGGUCGUUGUCAUUCAGAGAUGUGGCCGUGGGCUUCACCCGGAAGGAAUGGCAGCAGCUGGACCCCACACAGAGGACGCUGUACCGGGAUGUGAUGCUGGAGAACUAUAGCCACCUGGUCUCAGUGGGGUAUCAGGUCACCAAACCAGCUGUGAUCUCCAGGUUGGAGCAGGGGCAAGAACCAUGGAUGGAGGAGGAAGAAAUCCUCAGAUGGAGCUUUCCAGGAGAAAAUUUGCAAGUUGACCACCCAGUAGGAAGACCACAGGAACACCAAGACCGGCUUCCGAGGCACAUUGUGUUCCUAGACAAGCAAGAACCGACAAAGAAAGGGCACCACGAGCGUAACCCAAUUGAAAAGACAGUCUGUCAGGACACAAACCUUGCUCCUUCAAAACAGCAGGUCCAUACAUGUGACUCGUGUGGAAGGAAGCUACCAUGCAAUGUAGACGUCAGCCCCAACGCCUACCUUGCAAGAAGGCGAUUUGAGUGUGACGGACAGGGGAACCUGUUUCUCUACUCCAAGCUCGAAACACCCCCUUCUGAAGGGCGGCCACGUGAGUGUGACCAGUGUCGGAAAGCCCUCCGCGGGGACCAGGCCCGGAGUGCCCGCUGGGGAGCUGGUGGCGCCGAGAGAGCCCACAGGUGCCCGCGUUGUGGGAAAGGCUUCUCCUAUGAAUCAGAACUCAGGACACACCUGGAUGUGCACGGGGGUGAGCAGCCCCCUGCGCGUGGGGCCCAGGGGCUAGGCUGCAGGGUUAGCCGGGGAGGUCACCCCAGAGAGAAACCCGGGGGCAAUGGCAGCGGCGGGACGGUGCCAUCACAGAAGACGAGCCUGUCAUUGCCCGCCGCAGCUCUUGCAGGAGGGAAGCCGUACAAGUGCUCUGAGUGCGAGAAGACCUUCUCCCACAAGUCCCGCCUCAUCGAGCAUCACCGGUCCCACACGGGGGAGAAGCCCUACGGCUGCAAAGAGUGCGGGAAGUCGUUCUCGCGCAAGUCGUGCCUCAUCAUCCACUUCCGGACCCACACCGGGGAGAAGCCCUACGGCUGCGGCGAGUGUGGGAAAGCCUUCUUCCAGAAGUCCCACCUCAUCCUGCACCAGAGGACUCACACGGGCGAGAGGCCCUACAAGUGCAGCGAGUGUGGGAAAGCCUUCUCGCAGAACUCCUGCCUCAUCAUACACAAGCGAACUCACAUGGGCAAGAAGCCCUACGAGUGCUCCGAGUGUGGGAAGACCUUCUCCCAGAAGGCCAACCUCAUCCGCCACCACAGAAUCCACACCCGCGAGAAGCUGUACGGGUGAGCGGAGAGCCGGGACUUCAGCUCCCGAGUCCCGGCGUGUUGGUGGCGGUCGCACCUCUGGAGGUUGUGAGUGUGGAAAACCCUUCUGCAGGAAGUCCAGUGCUGUGGGUGUGCGGAGAUGCAAACCCAGGGGAGACUGGACCAGUCAGGAGAAUCAGGAAGGGCUCUUCUCUUAAAACCAGUGAACGAUGCUCUAGAGCGAUCUAUUUUUACAGGGUAUACCUCAUUAUAAAGUCUAUCUGCAUUAACUGUGGCUAUAGGGCUUUGAAAUCUGUGACUAAAUUAAAUCAUUACGACAAUAGGUCUAAUAAACAUCAGAGCAAUC
Mustela erminea (ermine) is the source of this 3539-nucleotide messenger RNA. RefSeq names its product zinc finger protein 300-like. Gene Ontology annotation, molecular function: DNA-binding transcription repressor activity, RNA polymerase II-specific. The coding region runs from base 1908 to 3215 and encodes 435 amino acids. Lineage: Eukaryota; Metazoa; Chordata; Mammalia; Carnivora; Mustelidae. The transcript is spliced from 9 exons. Gene Ontology annotation, biological process: negative regulation of transcription by RNA polymerase II. The record is from RefSeq and is a predicted model, not a curated record.